This is a messenger RNA of Phragmites australis (common reed), 1993 nucleotides long. RefSeq names its product phospholipase A1-Ibeta2, chloroplastic-like. Gene Ontology annotation, molecular function: glycerophospholipase activity. The coding region runs from base 97 to 1629 and encodes 510 amino acids. The record is from RefSeq and is a predicted model, not a curated record. NCBI's taxonomy places the organism in Eukaryota, Viridiplantae, Streptophyta, Magnoliopsida, Poales, Poaceae. The transcript has a single exon. Gene Ontology annotation, biological process: lipid metabolic process.
GCAACUACUGCUCUCUGGAGAUCUCUCUCUCUCUCUUGGUUUGCUCUUGAGUCGCUAAACAGUCACACCAUCAUACAUACGCGAUAGCCACCGGCCAUGUCCGCCGCGGUGACGGCGCCACCGUGCCACAGCCGGUCGUCCCCUCUCAAGCCCAACGCGAGGUCGACGCCAAGCGCCGGCAAGCCAGACGCUUUAUCCACCAGAACGCACCUCGCCAACCUCGACCGCCUCCUCGUCCGGCCGCCGCCGCUCCCGUUCCCGCUCCAGCCCAAGAAACCGCUUGCCGAGGAGCCCGGCGACGGGGAGGCUACCCCCAACGACCGCAGUGGCCGCGGCGGGCUCCUCAACGCGCUGAACCUGUCCACGUUCCUGCCGUUCACCCGUAAGCCUGCCGUGGACGAGAUGUCCCCGCGCAACCUGGCGCACCUGCAGCGCCUCCUCACGCUUUCGCCACGGCCGUCGCCCAAGGGCUCCAUCGCUGGCGAGUGGUGGAGGUACCACGGCGAGGGCGGGUGGGAGGGCCUCCUCGACCCGCUCGAUCAGAACCUGCGCCGCGAGAUCCUCCGGUACGGCGACUUCGUGCAGGCCGCGUACACGGCGUUCCACUCCAUGCCAGAGGCGGAGGUGGCGACCUCCCACGGUCAGCACCGCACGCUCGUGCUCCCGGACAGCUCGUACCGCCCGACGCGCAGCCUGUUUGCCUCGUCGUCGCUGUGCAUCCCGCCGUGGGCGCAGCGGCGGUCGACGCCCAGGUGGCUCACGCAGCGCUCCAGCUUCGUCGGCUACGUCGCCGUCUGCGACAACGAGCGGGAGGUCCGGCGCAUGGGCCGGCGCGACAUCGUAAUCGUCCUACGCGGCACUGCCACGUGCCCUGAGUGGGCCGAGAACCUCCGCACGGGCCUCGUCCCGCUCACCGCGGAUGACGACGCGUCGGCGCCGAAGGUGGCCAAGGGAUUCCUGAGCCUGUACAAGACGGCCGGUGACCACGUGCCCAGCCUCUCGGACGCCGUAGUGGAGGAGGUGAAUCGUCUCUUCGAGGUCUACAAGGGUGAGGAGCUCAGCAUCACGGUGGUCGGCCACAGCCUCGGCGCGUCUCUGGCCCUCCUCGCCGCCGACGAGCUCAGCGCGUGCCUCGCCGCCAACAAGGAUCAUCGGCCGCCGCCCAUCUCCGUGAUCUCCUUCGGCGGCCCGAAGACCGGCAACCGCGCGUUCGCGGAUCGGCUGCAGCCCGAGCGCGGCGUCAACGUGCUGCGCGUGGUGAACGCGGGCGACGUGGUGACGCGCGUGCCGGCCCCGAUCGCUCGGGAAGGGUACGUGCACGCGGGCGCGGAGCUGAGGCUGGACAGCCGCGACUCGCCGUGCCUGCGGCCCGACGCGGGCCCGGCGUGCUGCCACGACCUGGAGGCGUACCUGCACCUGCUCGACGGGUUCGCCGGCUCCGGUAGGCCGUUCCGCGCCGACGCGAGCCGCAGCGUGGCGCUGCUGCUCACGUACCAGCGGCCCAACGUGAAGCGCGCCUACGUGGAGCGCGCGAGGAUGCUCGGGUUCGAGCCGGCCACGCCGAGGACCGCCACCGCCAACCCUGCCGUUGCCGACGGCCAGUACGGCUACUUGGCCAGUCCCACCUGAUCCGACCCCUGAUCUUCUCGCUCUGGACUGAGCUAACAUGCAUGCAUGCUCCUGUGCUUUUGCUCAGAAAUUCCAUGCUCAAACUCGAUCGAGGCUGUACCGAAUCACUCUGUAAAUCUGCCUCUGUACAUUUGGCCAUCACGCAGCAUGCAUGAAUCGACGAACUGAUCGCUUGCAUUAUCGUCCUUGUAUUUGAGCUUAUUAAUGCAAUGCUUAGGUGCUAAUCGCAUGAUCUAAAAACAAAAGGAGACGAAAUUAUCGAGAUGGUGGCUUAUUAUCAAGGUAGGUGUUGGAAAAUCUGACGAGUGGGUCCGUUGUUAAUAAAAAUAUAUAUGCUGGAACCUGUGAAUAGCCCAGUUAUUGU